Messenger RNA from Penicillium manginii, 6372 nucleotides. RefSeq names its product glutamate synthase (NADH). The coding region runs from base 1 to 6372 and encodes 2123 amino acids. NCBI's taxonomy places the organism in Eukaryota, Fungi, Ascomycota, Eurotiomycetes, Eurotiales, Aspergillaceae. The transcript has 4 exons. Gene Ontology annotation, molecular function: FMN binding; iron-sulfur cluster binding; iron ion binding. The record is from RefSeq and is a predicted model, not a curated record.
AUGGGUCUUAACUUGGAGGAGCUCUAUGGACCAGAUCUAAGUGAAGAGCAGCCUCCGCACGAGUAUUCGGAGUACCAGGCCAAGCAAGGCUUUGGCUGGGCCAAUGCUCUGCCCGAGAAGCAGGGUCUCUAUGACCCCGAAUAUGAAAAAGAUGCCUGUGGUGUCGGUUUCGCAGCUCACAUCAAGGGCAAGCCGAGCCAUAAAAUUGUCAGCGAUGCGCGCAACCUGCUGUGCAACAUGACCCACCGUGGAGCCGUUGGCUCGGAUGCGCGAGACGGUGAUGGUGCAGGUGUAAUGACCAGUAUCCCGCACAAGUUCUUCAUCAAGAACUUCGCUCGUGAGGAGGGCGUGGACCUGCCCCCGCUCGGCCAAUAUGCCGUUGGCAACCUGUUCUUCAAGCCCGACGACGAGGCUCUCAAGCAAUCGAUUGCCAGCUUCGAGGAAUUGGCGAUCUCGCUUGGUCUACGUGUGCUAGGCUGGCGUGAGGUUCCCAGCGAUUCGACCAUUCUCGGCCCAGCUGCGCUUUCUCGAGAGCCAAUUAUUAUGCAACCGUUUGUUGUACUCAAGUCUGCAUACGGCGAGGGCAACAAGCCCGAAAUUACAGAUACUGAUAAGUUCGACGAACGCACCUUCGAGUUGCAGCUCUUUGUUCUGCGAAAGCGUGCUACUCAUGUUAUUGGGCAGGGUAAUUGGUUUUAUCUCUGCUCGCUGAGCAACCGGAACAUCGUCUAUAAGGGUCAAUUAUCUCCAGUACAGGUUUAUCAAUACUACCACGAUUUGGUCAACGUGGACUACGAGGGCCACUUCGCCUUGGUUCACUCUCGAUUCUCCACCAACACUUUCCCCUCGUGGGACCGCGCUCAACCUCUGCGAUGGGCCGCUCACAACGGUGAAAUUAACACACUGCGAGGAAAUAAGAAUUGGAUGCGCGCUCGUGAGGGUGUCCUUCGGUCUGAAGUUUUCGGCGAUGAGCUCGACCAGCUCUACCCCAUUGUCGAAGAAGGCGGUUCGGAUUCCGCCGCAUUUGAUAAUGUUCUAGAAUUAUUGAUGAUUAACGGUGUUUUGUCUCUCCCCGAGGCCGUGAUGAUUAUGAUUCCCGAGGCGUGGCAGGAUAAUCCAGCCAUGGACCCAUCCAAGUCUGCUUUCUACGAAUGGGCAGCCUGUCAAAUGGAGCCCUGGGAUGGUCCGGCUCUAUUCACUUUCUCGGAUGGCCGAUACUGCGGUGCGAACCUUGACCGUAACGGUCUGCGCCCCUGCCGUUUCUAUGUUAUGGAUGACGAUCGUAUCGUCUGCGCUUCGGAAGUUGGUGCUAUCGAUAUCGACCCCGAGCGCGUGGUUCAGAAGGGCCGUCUACAGCCUGGAAAGAUGUUAUUGGUUGACACUCAGGCUGGGCGAAUUAUUGAUGACGCCGAGCUGAAGCAAACCGUCGCGAACCGUCAGGACUUUGCCAGCUGGCUGGAUAAGGAGCUCCUGAAGUUGCCUGCUAUUAACAAGCUGCUACUAGAUAGCAACGUCGACCUCUCUUUCGCUCUCGAUGACAACACUGUGCAGAAUGACCCCCGUCUGCGGGCCUUUGGCUACUCCUUCGAGCAGGUCAGCCUGAUUCUUGGUCCCAUGGGUGCUGACUCUAAAGAGGCGCUUGGCUCCAUGGGUAACGAUGCUCCCUUGGCUUGUAUUGCCCAGCAGCCUCGUCUGCUCUACGAAUAUUUCCGCCAGCUCUUCGCACAGGUCACCAACCCACCCAUUGACCCGAUUCGUGAAGCUGUAGUUAUGUCUUUGGAGUGCUACGUCGGGCCUCAGGGUAACCUGCUGGAGAUGGAUCCCUCGCAAUGUCGCCGUCUGCUGCUGCCGUCUCCCAUUCUGAGCAUCCCGGAGUUCAACGCCCUGAAGAACAUUAACCACGCCCAUAGCGAUUGGACCGUUCGUACGAUUGACAUCACAUUCGAUAAGAAGAAGGGCACUCCUGGCUACCUGGACGCGUUGGAUGCCAUCUGUGAUGCCACUACCGAAGCCAUUGAGAACGGUGACAAGGUUAUUGUUCUCUCUGACCGUGCUACCUCUGCGGAUCGCGUCCCUGUCUCUGCUUUACUGGCUACCGGUCUUGUUCACCAUCAUCUUGUUCGCAACAAAUGGCGUUCUCUGGCUGCUCUCGUCGUUGAGACCGCCGAGGCUCGUGAAGUGCACCACCACUGUGUACUCCUGGGUUACGGUGCCGAUGCGAUCAACCCUUACCUUGCUCUGGAGUGCAUUCUGAAGAUGAACCGGGAGAACUUGAUCCGAAAGGACAUCUCCGAUGAGAAAGUAAUCGAGAACUAUAAGGCUUCUUGCGACGGUGGUAUCCUCAAGGUCAUGAGUAAGAUGGGCAUUUCUACUCUCCAAUCCUACAAAGGUGCCCAGAUUUUCGAAGCCCUCGGUAUCGACGACAGCGUCAUCGAUCGCUGCUUCGCCGGCACUGCCAGCCGUAUCCGCGGUAUCACCUUUGACCUGAUUGCCCAGGAUGCCUUUGCCUUCCACGAGCGCGGAUACCCCUCGCGUGACAUCGUCGAGAUCCCUGGUCUUCCCGAAUCCGGCGAGUACCACUGGCGUGACGGUGGUGAGGCACACAUCAACGACCCGGUCAGCAUUGCCAACAUGCAAGAUGCCGUGCGGUCCAAGAACGACAAGUCUUACGAGGCCUACGCAAAGGCAGCACACGACUCAAUCAAGAACUGCACACUGCGCGGUAUGCUCGAGUUUGACUUUGAACAGCGCACGCCUAUCCCCAUUGACCAGGUUGAGCCUUGGACCGAAAUUGUGCGCCGCUUCGUGACUGGCGCUAUGUCCUAUGGGUCUAUUUCGAUGGAGUCUCACUCUACCAUCGCCAUUGCCAUGAACCGUCUUGGCGGCAAGUCUAACACCGGUGAGGGUGGUGAGGAUCCGGAGCGCAGUAAGAGAAUGGAGAACGGUGACACCAUGCGCUCCGCCAUCAAGCAGAUCGCCUCUGGCCGUUUCGGUGUGACUUCGCACUACCUGGCCGAUGCUGAUGAGCUGCAGAUCAAGAUGGCACAGGGUGCGAAGCCUGGUGAGGGUGGUGAGCUGCCUGGUCACAAGGUUGUUGGCCCCAUCGCUCAUACUCGUCACUCCACACCUGGAGUGGGUCUAAUUUCUCCACCUCCGCAUCACGACAUCUACUCCAUUGAGGACCUGAAGCAGCUCAUUUAUGAUCUCAAGUGCUCGAACCCCCGCGCUCGUGUUUCUGUAAAGUUGGUAUCCGAGGUCGGCGUUGGUAUUGUCGCCUCGGGUGUCGCUAAGGCCAAGGCUGACCACAUUCUCAUCUCCGGUCACGACGGCGGUACUGGUGCCUCUCGCUGGACUGGUAUCAAGUAUGCCGGUCUUCCUUGGGAGCUGGGUCUCGCCGAGACUCAUCAGACUCUUGUUCUGAAUGAUCUUCGUGGUCGUGUUGUCGUUCAGACUGACGGUCAAAUCCGAACUGGACGUGAUCUGGCGAUGGCCUGUCUGCUUGGAGCUGAAGAAUAUGGUUUCGCAACCACCCCCUUGAUCGCUAUGGGUUGUAUCAUGAUGCGAAAGUGCCAUCUCAACACAUGCCCGGUUGGUAUCGCUACCCAGGAUCCUGAGCUACGCAAGAAGUUCAACGGCACACCCGAGCACGUCAUCAACUUCUUCUACUAUGUCGCCAACGAGAUGCGUGCUAUCAUGGCCAAGCUUGGUAUUCGCACCGUCAAUGAGAUGGUUGGACGUGCCGAGCUGCUCAAGGUCCGCGAUGACAUUCGCAACGCCAAGCAGGAGCGCGUUGAUCUCUCUCUGAUCCUCACUCCAGCCCACUCUCUUCGUCCGGGUGUGGCUACAUACAAUGUUCGCAAGCAAGACCACCGUCUCCACACUCGUCUCGAUAACAAACUCAUCGCUGAGUCCGAGCUUGCGUUGGAGAAGGGCCUCCCUUGCCGAAUUGAGUGUGAUGUCGUCAACACUGAUCGUGCCAUGGGUGCUACUUUGUCCUACCAGAUCAGCAAACACUAUGGCGAGGCUGGUCUACCCCAAGAUACCAUCCAUGCCAAUAUUAAGGGAUCUGCCGGUCAAUCGUUCGGUGCUUACCUUGCCCCUGGUGUGACCCUCGAGCUUGAGGGUGACGCCAAUGAUUACGUUGGUAAGGGUCUAUCUGGUGGCCGUCUGAUCGUCUACCCACCUCGCGGAGCUGCUUUCAAGGCCGAGGAGAACGUCAUUGUCGGUAACACCUGUCUUUACGGCGCUACUCGCGGUACUGUUUACUUCCGUGGUGUUGCUGCUGAACGUUUCGCCGUCCGUAACUCCGGAGCCACAGCUGUUGUCGAGGGUGUUGGUGACCACGGUUGCGAGUACAUGACUGGCGGUCGUGUACUGAUCCUCGGAUCUACCGGCCGUAACUUUGCUGCCGGUAUGUCCGGCGGUAUCGCUUACGUUCUGGACAUGAAGCAGGAUUUCCACUCCAAGGUCAACUUGGAGAUGGUUGCAGUUUCUGGCAUCGAGGAUCCUAACGAGAUUGCCUUUGUCCGUGGCCUUAUUGAAGACCACCACCACUACACUGGAUCCGAGCGCGCUGCCCGUAUUCUCCUUGAUUUCAACCGAGCCCUGCCUCGCUUUGUCAAGGUCCUGCCCGUUGACUACAAGCGUGUUAUGGAUGAAGAGGCUGCUAAGGCUGCCGCAGCGAAGAAGGCUGAGUUUUCUCUUCCCCUGCUUCCUAGCAAGCCUGCAGAGAAGCCCAAGGCCCACGCCGAUGAGAAGAAGGCUGAAAUGCUGGAUAUUGAGGACAGUAUCAGCGACUCCAAGGCUGAGAAGAAGCGUUCUGCGCUCAUCCUAGACAAGACUCGUGGUUUCAUGAAGUACAGCCGUCGCUCGGAGAAGUAUCGCAACCCGACUACUCGCACUCGCGAUUGGGCUGAGUUGUCCAACCGUCUCAGCGAGGACGAGCUCAAGUACCAGUCGGCCCGUUGUAUGGACUGCGGUGUGCCCUUCUGCCAGUCCGACACUGGUUGCCCCAUCUCGAACAUCAUUCCCAAGUGGAACGAGCUGGUCUUCCAGAACCAGUGGGAAGAUGCUCUCAACCGGCUAUUAAUGACCAAUAACUUCCCCGAGUUCACUGGCCGUGUUUGUCCCGCUCCUUGCGAGGGUGCCUGUGUUUUGGGCAUCAAUGAAGACCCCGUCGGUAUCAAGUCCAUCGAGUGUGCUAUCAUUGAUCGAGGUUUCGAGAUGGGAUGGAUGGUCCCUAAGCCUCCCAAGGUCCGCACCGGCAAGACCAUUGCCGUCAUUGGAUCCGGCCCCGCCGGUAUGGCUGCUGCCGAUCAACUCAACCGUGCCGGGCACUCUGUGACCGUCUACGAGCGUGCUGACCGUGUCGGCGGUCUUCUCAUGUACGGUAUCCCCAACAUGAAGCUCGACAAGAAGGUUGUCCAGCGCCGUGUCGACCUCAUGGCCGCAGAGGGUAUCAAGUUCGUCACCAGCACCGCCGUCGGUCCCGACAGCGACGUAACCCUCCAAUCCCUCCGCUCCUCCAACGACGCCGUGAUCAUCGCCACCGGCGCCACCGUCGCCCGCGACCUCAAGGUUACCGGCCGCGAACUCGAGGGCGUCCACUUCGCCAUGCAAUUCCUGCACAAGAAUACCAAGUCUCUUCUUGACUCCGAGCUCGCGGACGGCGAAUACAUCUCCGCCAAGGACAAGCAUGUCGUCGUCAUUGGCGGCGGUGAUACUGGCAACGAUUGUAUCGGUACAUCCGUCCGCCACGGCGCCAAAUCCGUCACUAACUUCGAGCUCCUCCCCAACCGCCCCCCCGAGCGAGCCCGUGAUAACCCCUGGCCCCAGUGGCCGCGCAUCUACCGCAUUGACUACGGCCACUCGGAAGUGAAGACGCACAUGGGCCGCGACCCGCGCGAGUACUGCGUCAUGUCAACCGAGUUCGUCGACGACGGCAGUGGCAAAGUGAAGGGUAUCAACACGGUUCGAGUCGAGUGGACCAAGAGUGCCACCGGUGGUUGGGACAUGAAGACCGUCGAAGGCAGCGAGCAAUUCUUCCCCGCGGACCUGGUCUUGCUUUCUAUGGGAUUCCUGGGUCCCGAGGACCGUCUGCUUGGCGAUGAGAUCGAGCGCGAUCCGCGCAAGAACGUCAAGACUCCGCCCGGUCACUACUCGACGAAUAUCCAUGGUGUCUUUGCGGCGGGUGAUUGUCGGCGCGGACAAUCGCUGAUUGUCUGGGGUAUUAAUGAGGGGCGCCAGGCUGCGCGUGAGGUCGAUGCUUUCCUUGGUGGGAUUAGCUCGCAGCUUCCUGUUACUGGAGGUAUUGUUCGUCGGCCGGCGAUUGAUUCUGUUCCGAGAGUUGCUGAGACUCAGGUAGUUGCUUAA